This is a messenger RNA of Zophobas morio, 2221 nucleotides long. Its product is annotated as syntaxin-like. Bases 123 to 983 code for a protein of 286 amino acids. NCBI's taxonomy places the organism in Eukaryota, Metazoa, Arthropoda, Insecta, Coleoptera, Tenebrionidae. Gene Ontology annotation, biological process: intracellular protein transport; exocytosis; vesicle fusion. Gene Ontology annotation, cellular component: SNARE complex; plasma membrane; endomembrane system. Gene Ontology annotation, molecular function: SNAP receptor activity; SNARE binding. The transcript is spliced from 2 exons. The record is from RefSeq and is a predicted model, not a curated record.
UUGUUCAGCGAAUCCGCCCCCGCACUAUCGAUUGUCCCCUCUCCCGGCGGCGGCCGCGUCAACAUGCAAACCUUGAUCUGUCCUAAAUCCAAAUCCAAACAGUGCGUGCAGUGAUAACCACGAUGGCAAUAGACAAGCUCGCGGCUCUCCAGGCCGCCCAGGACGAGUCCGACCCCGAGGACACCUACGAGCUGCUGUGCGAGAAUAACCCGACGAUGGAGGCCUUGUUCAACGAGAUCCAAGCCAUCCGCGAGAUGCUCAGCCACAUCGAGGAGUGCGUCAAGGAGGUGAAGGAGCUGCACAGCACCUUGCUGAUGGCACCGCAAGGCGACCCCAAGGAUCAGCAACGUCUGGAGGACCUCGAGGCCGAGAUCAAGCAGAAUGCCAACCGUGUCCGAUCCAAGCUCAAGCAGAUGGAGCCCGAGGACAAAGGGGAGACUUCCUCGGCGGAGUCGCGGAUGCGGAUGGCGCAGCACAUGACGCUGACCAAGAAGUUGAAGGAGAUCAUUACGGACUACACUAAGGCGCAGGUGAAUUACAGCGCCCUCUGCAAAGCCCGGCUGAUUCGCCAACUGGAAAUCGUCGGCAAGCAGUGCACAAACGAAGAGGUCGACGAGAUGCUGGAAAACGGGGAUGUUUCCGUCUUCACCUUCGAAAUCACGACUGACACCCGGGUGGCAAAGCAGCAACUAGCCGACAUCGAGGCCAGACAUGCCGACCUGAUGAAGCUGGAAACGUCCAUCAAAGAGUUGCACCACAUGUUCCUGGAUAUGGCGAUGCUGGUGGAAGGCCAGGGAGAAUUGAUGGAUCGAAUCGAGUAUCAGGUCGGACUGACAAAGGAUUACGUCGAAGAAGGCACGAGGGAACUGAACCAAGCCGCAAGGGCAAAAGACAAGGCUCGAAAGAAGAAAAUCAUGAUUGUAGUGUGCCUUACGAUAACUGGUAUUGUUACGUUCGGUAUUACAGGAGGAAUGUUAUUUUAAAUUGUCGGUGUGACAAAAUGAGUGGUGACGUCAAGAUGCUGGUUUUGAGGGUGAUGGAAAGAGGUAAGAGGUUCUGGGGUUUCCGGGCAGGAUCAUCAGAAAAAACUAGAACUCACAUAAUGCUGACGUCAUCACUUAUUUUGUCUAUCACGAUAGAUAUAUAGACUUUACUAUACGAAAAAGUCUGCCUCAAGUACUUAAGUAGUGUAGCUAGCUAUAGUUUCCCAUUUUUUCGUAUAGAAAAGUCGAUUUCACGCAAUGUGCCAUGUUUUACGUCAAUUACAUGGUGUCGUCAAUUUCACGUGAACAAGUGGUUAUUAAUUACGUCAUAUUCACGAAAAAUUUGACGUGCUAUUGACAUUAGUAAUGAUGGUCAAAUGUCCCGUCCGAGUGACGUCAUCUUGUAACGAACUGUUACUGACUGAAUUAUUGACUUAAUGGAAACGUCAUUUAUUGUCCAUUUUAAGACGCUUCCUAUAUUUUGCUACCUUGGGUUUUUAGAAAGAAAUAUGGAAUGAAAUGAAACACUAAAUAAUUUCAUAUUUUUAUAUUGUUUACCCUAAAUAAAGUUUUUUAUAAUUCGAUUAAUUAACAAUAAUUAAAGAUAAAUCAACCUUAGGAACACAAAAAUACAUAUGUACGAGUACAUAACAUUAUAAGAAAACUGUAACAAAACUUUCCAACAGAUUCCAAAUAUCAUUAUUAGUAAAACAAAAAUUAAAAAAAAAUUACUUUGUGAAAUCUUUUCAACGUUACUUCUGCCACCUUGUGAAAUUGUCGUUCCCUUACCAAAUCUUUAAGUUUUGCGAAACAUUGUGAUAAAAAUAAAUACCAUGUAAUACUAUAGACCUAACCUAACGUAACACUUGCCGGUCACCGAAGGUUGUCGCAUAUUUUUCGAAGGAGUUGUUUUUAAGAAUGAACUGAUGCGUGUUUUGCUUGAUAAUCUCGUAUUUUAUACGUAUUGUUUAAAAUAUAGACGUGUAAAUAUCCGUUAUUUGAAUAUUAUGUAAUGAGAAUAACGGAUAGUAAGUGCCAAUCAAAUGUGCCAAUUAACCGCCAUGACAAUAAAAUUUUGUAACGGAGGUUGGCAUCAUUUCUGUCCUCACGUUGACAGUUUUACUGUCGACUUACCUAUUAAGUUUGUUGCGGUGUUUAGAUAUGUUUUAAUGCUGCAUUUAAUCAACUGGUUUUUGUAUAACAUUGUUAAAAUUUUUGAAAAAUAAAAAAGAAAUUUA